AGUUUUAUUUCCUAAACAUGCUGCAAAUUUUUUGCCACCAAGUAUUGAUUUUCUUUAAUAUUAUAUCUUUGACAGCAACCCAAGCUGAUAUCUCCGAAUUUUUCGAUUCACACUGCGAAAGCCGGUGCAAUUUUCUGGAAGAGCAUUUGAACUCUAAAACUAAAGCAUCAUUCCCAACAGGUUGCAGCACAGUUUGCGCCAACUUACUUAUAGAUGAUAGCACAGACAUUUCUCAAGAUAAAAUGACUUUGUUAUUCAAAAAUAUAAAAGUCCUCUAUGGGUCUCUGCAUGUGUACCGCACAAAUUAUACAAGUGGAAGGUUUCUUGCCGGAUUGAAAGUUAUAGAAUGUGAUUCCAAUGGAGUUUUUAUGUGGGAUGAGAACCAAAAUAUGAUAGAAAUUGGUAUGACCAGUUUAACUACGUGUUUUUGCAAUUUUGAUGUGAAUUACAACAGUAACAUGAAAUGGAUGAACUUACCGAACUUAAGGAACUUUUCUUCAAUAAACUCUAAUUCUACCCAAAGACAAAUUGAAAUGGUAAUAUACAGUAUGCCUUCUAACUUUUGCAUUUCCAUACAAGAAAUAUCAAACUUCAUUCAAAACUCGAACCUUUACAUGGGAGAUUUGCCAAAAACAUUUUGCCCAAUCACAUCCGACUUUAUAUCUGGAGAAAAGGUGUGCCAAUUCGGCAUAGACGCCACAACUUUAAGAAAUAUGACAUCGAAUUGUGUUCGAGUUUCUGGGAAUAUUACGAUAGAAGCUGGUGAUGAAGAGUUUGUAUACAAGUUGAAGUCGAUGAAGUAUUUAUUUGGAAGUUUAAAGAUUUUUAAUGUUAACUUAACUCAAGUUGACUUUCUCAGCAGUUUAGAAUACGUGGUUACAUUGGACAAUAAGCCAGCCAUAGAAAUGUUGUCGAAUCAUUUUGUUUUGAACUUUACUCUACCAAGUAUAAAGCGAGUGCGCUCAACAAUUCAAGAAUGGUUAUAUUUUGCACUAAUUGAAGACGAAUUGGAAGCAUUUAUUUUCAAACAACCUAAUGUGUGCAGUCCUUUUACUGAUAUCUACGGUAGAACUGUCCUAUACAGUACUCAAAUUGCUGGAGUUCAUUGUGAAGAUAAGGUGCCAAAUGUUCCAAGCAGAAAUUUUCCAACCAGUGGCAGGGACAAUUCUGCUUUCUCACUACAUGGAUGUUUUCAAACAAUUAUUUUCAUGAUUUUUGUGCAUUUCAUUUGUUAAAAUUAACAUUGAAGCUUUCUAAUAUGGUUUUUUUAAAUUCUUACUAUAACCAUUACCUGAAAGUAUUGUUUUCUAUUUUAAAAGUGCUACCCGUCAAAAUGUUUUCACAAUAAAAUUUAAUACAUACUGUU
Molecule: messenger RNA, 1366 nt
Organism: Caenorhabditis elegans
Lineage: Eukaryota; Metazoa; Nematoda; Chromadorea; Rhabditida; Rhabditidae
Gene: irld-42
Product: Receptor L-domain domain-containing protein
Exons: 7
Coding region: 18-1235 (405 amino acids)
Source: RefSeq, marked reviewed